AUGGGUUCAAAGUACAAGGAGUUACAAGAGGAUGAAAAGAUAGCAAUUCAAUCUAUUUUCGAGGAGGCUGUCUUUGAAAAAAAUGCUUGGAAUGUCUGGAAGCCUAUUGCAGUAAAAAUUCAUUUAUUACCAACCCAAUCUGACAGCCGGUCAAAAAGUAAUGAUCAAGUUUCAUUAACAUUAACUGUCUCCUGUGGAGAACGUUAUCCUGAUCAAUUACCAACUAUAUGCUUAGAAGAUACUCGGGGGAUUAUUGAUAGCGACGUGAUUGAGUUGAAAAAAAAAUUGACGGAGAAAAUGCAAGAGCUAAUAGGACAGUGUAUGAUUUUAGAACUUUGUGAUUUGGUCCGUGUAUUUUUGUAUGAAAAAAAUGUUCCUGUUGCUUAUUGUCAUGAGAACAUGGUCAAACAGAAAGCUCUAGAGGCUUCUAAUGAAAAUCGCUGUAGAGCUAACAGUGAAAAACGAGAGUUUGAAACUAUCGCAGAGGAACGUGAGUUGAAAAUGUCUGAACUAGAUUGGAGUAAAGAUGUAGGAGUGGACUGCUCGAAUUUGGAAGUUCGGUUGAUUGGGCUCCAUAGUGUAUAUGUUAAAACUAACAAGGAAGUACGGCCCUCAUUACACAACAAUUGCGAAGAAUGGCGAGGUGUUUUCCAAGGCACUGAUAUACUGGUCUCCGAAUGGACUUUUCAUCAUACUAGGAAAAAAACUCCUCACUCUGUAUGUAAGCAACUGGAUGUAGAUGAAUGUAACAAACUGAUUACUGAAAUCGAAGAUCAUCUACGAAGCUAUCGUAUAGUUUUGGGAAAUGAACAAUCAAUAGUUCCUAUUGUUUUUGCUGAAUUGGAGAAGAGAGCAGUCGAGAAGAAUAGCAUUCAUUUCAAAGUUUAUAUUGGCCAGAAAAUUGGUCUCAACGAUGUGGUUUUAUCAAAUUAUCAGUUCAAGAAAAACCCGUCUCUCACUAUAAAAGAACUGUCUGCUCACGCUGUCUUGGCUCUACGUUUUCUGCAUAACAGGCAGAUAUCACAUGGAUCACUUUCUUCAAGCUCAGUGUGGUAUUCAAACGAUUUUUUCGUUUUCUCAGAUGCCGUGCUUCUGUCAUUAAUGUGCUGGGCUACUAACAGUUUCUCACAACUAUGUUCCGAAUGUACUUCAUGGAAUUCUUUUGUCAAUGGCGACUCUGCUCUUCGUAAAAAAGAUUUGUGUUCUCUUGCAAGUCUCAUUGAUAGCUUGCGGACAAAAUAUUCCUCUCAACUCUCAUUAUGUCCUUACAAAGAAUAUUUGGAUGAUUUCAUUAACUCGUGCCAAACGGCUAAAUCUAUGGAUGAAUUAUUAGAGCACCAGUUUCUGAUGCUGAAUAUGGUUACAAAUACUGGUUCUUUUCCUCAAAUCAACUUGACAGCGUCAGAUGUGAAGAAAAGUAGAAUGGUGAAAGAUUUUAUAAGUCUACGAAUGUUGGGUAAAGGAGGCUUCGGGCAGGUUAUGCUGGCAAAAAACAAACUUGAUAGUAGCAACUAUGCAAUUAAAAUCAUACCUCUUUAUCCGAAGAACAAAAAGCUUAACAAAAAAAUUGCAAAAGAAGCAGAGCUUUUCUCACAGCUUAACCAUCCCAACGUUGUGAGAUAUUACAAUUCAUGGAUCGAAGAAGUAAAUACUGUUUCACCAAGCUCUUCAGCGUCGUCAGCUCAGACGAAUUUCAUAGACUCGGAGGAUUCAAUCCUACCAAGCAAACUUCAAAACAUCGAAAAUCGCUGUUUAUCUCUGCAUGCAGACACUGUUGAGUGGUCUACUUCUUUCAGACAUACUAAUGAGGAUCAUGUUGACUCGAGUAGCGAGGAUGACGAAAGUGUUGAUGAUCAUAUGAACAAUCGGAGAAAUGCGUUGUCCGAGAGUGCGGAAGAUUCGUUUAUUUUAUUUGAAAACUCACAAAAAAGUAAAAGUUAUUCCUGUGGCAAGCCAGAAGAAAGUUCUCAAUCGGAGUCAGAUUCCGUGGAGGUACAUGCCAUUCAACUGCUAUAUAUUCAAAUGGAAUAUUGCGAGAAAUCAACACUUCGCGGAGUAAUUGAUAGAAAAGAGCUUCAUACAUUUCCUCGAAAAGUUUGGAAAUUGUUCAGCGAUAUGCUGAAAGGAAUACAGUAUAUUCAUGACAAGCAAAUGAUUCAUCGAGAUAUCACACCAUCUAAUGUUCUUAUCGACGCUGCUGGACAAGGAAAAAUUGGAGAUUUUGGACUUGCUACUCACUUACUACAGAAAGAUAGCGAUGGCCGUGAGAUUUCUGCUGAGAACUAUCCUCAUCUAGCUACUCAAACAAGAGAUAUUGGAACAGAACUUUAUAUGGCUCCGGAACUUUUUGUCGUAGGCUCUUCCAAACAGUACGACUCCAAAAUUGAUGUGUACAGUUGUGGAGUUGUAUUGUUCGAAAUGUUCUACCGUCCUUUACCGCCUGGGCAGGACCGAUUAGUUACAAUAGGGAAUUUGAAAAAAAGUGGUAAAGUUCCAGCAGAUUUUAGCGUUGGGUAUCCAGCUCCUCAGGCCAACCUGGCUCGUAAAUUCAUAGAAUCUAUGCUACAGUUGGAAGCGGAAGCUCGACCAACUAUUCAAGAACUCAUAUCGAAUGAUGAAAGGCCUAUCGUCGAAAUUAACGAUGACAAUUUCCAACACACCUUUAAAAAUAUAAUGAAAAAAAGAAAUGGAAGGAUGCAUAAUUGGUUGAUGGAUACCUUAUUUGAUUACCAUGAUUUACCAGCCAAAAACUAUUACUAUGAUAAUGAGUUGUGCAACGAGAAGGCUUCGAAAAAUUUGGAUGUGAAUAUGCAUUUGGUAAAAAACGAAUUGGCUGAAAUACUAUCUCUGAGAUGUUUCCAACCAUUCAACAACCAUCUACUUAGCCCUGACAGUUCUAUUUCUGACAAAUCGGAGCUCAGACCGAAACUUGUAAAACUUAUUGACCAGACGGGGUUCACCGUCAAUCUUCCGGUUGACUUGAAAUAUAACUUUGUAAGAUACUGCGCCAGGAAUUCGAUCAAGAGGUUUAAACGGUUUACUUUCGAUCGAGUUUUCACAAAACAAGAAAUUAUAGAUUGUCAUCCAAGUGAACGUUGGGAUUGUAGUGUCGACUGCAUUGGCCACGAGUGCGCUUCCUCAACUCUUUCCGUAGAGAUUAUGUGUUGUAUAAAUGACAUCUGUAACGAAUUUCUGAAGGAUAUUAAUAAUUCUUCAAUGAGGGUUGGCGAUUGUCGUCUGAUCAAGGCAGCUCUGAAUCAUCUUACAGUGAAAGAAGAUAAAAAAGCGGACAUUUUGUUGGCGCUUCAUAAACUGUAUACUUCCCAGAAACCUAUUACUAAUCAGACAAGGAUUGAUGUGGUGAGCGCUAUUCUUGGACCCAAAGUUGCUACUUCGUUCAUGUCCCAUUUGCCCAUGGAGAAUUCGUUUCUAGCUUUCAAGGAAGGCUGCAAAAGUCUGCUCAACUCAAAAAAUGCUGACGUCCGAACCAGUGCUAUGGAAGCUGUCAAUGAUUUAGAAAAUCUUUUUGAAAGUUUGCAUUCAAUUCCCCUUUUCGACUCCGAAAAGCCUGCAAUAAUAUUUGAUGCGGCAACAACAUACCGUCCAACAAUUUUCCAGGAUGGUCUUGUUUUCAUUUUAUAUUGUGAACAAUAUAGCAAAAAAACGCACUUUUCUUCUGUGGCUGUAGCUGGAGGUCGUUAUGAUUCGAUGCUUGAGAGAAUCAGGCAAUCCAAGGAUCUACCUCCUCCACACCCUCUCUGUCUGAUUGGUUGCGCAAUAUCUUUGAACACCUUAGCGGCUGUGAAACGUUAUGAACCCAAUGAAUUUACGACUGUUAUCUGUUCGUUCAACUCUGAGUUCUCACGUGAAAAGUUCAAGCUGGCUAAGAUGUGCAGAGAAUGUGGUAUUCCUGUUGAUAUUUUUCAUCAUCCUAUUGAGUGCAUGGAUUCUCUCUACAAUUAUCUUCGAGAAAAACAUAUCCAAAAUGCCUUGAUAGUGUUUGGACCCGAUGAAGCUCUUGUUAUACGUGGAUCUCAAGACCAUGGCAAACAAGGCUUGCAGUUAGCGGUCAAUUUGUUAACUUCUACAAUUCCGAACUCUGAAAUUGGGAGAUCUGAGAGGAACAUAACGUUAACUGCGAAGGAUUCGAAAAUAGCUUCGCUGGCCAACUGUAAUUUUUCUUUUGCCGAUUCUGUAAAAAUGCAUACCAAAGAUAAGAGAAGAGUUGAGAACAAAGUGAAGAAUAAGCUUGCAACAGUGAUAUCAAUGUUCGCGAACUCGUGUAGAAUCGAAGUUUGUAUAAACUCAUUAUCAAGUGAAAUGGUGAACUUGAUUUCUGCUGCUUUGAAGAAGUCUACGGAACUCUCAACGAUGAAGUCACUAUUCGAAGCUUGGGGUAAACAGUUCGGGAAAUUUAAGCAAGAUCUGGAGAGCGUGUACAAGUUCUGCAAUGAAGUUUAUAGUAAUAUUGAUAGUAAGACAGUUAUCAUCUUAUACAGUCAUAUCGAUGAUCAUUAUAAAGUGCUGAUUUAG
Auanema sp. JU1783 is the source of this 4533-nucleotide messenger RNA. The record is from the annotation of a GenBank genome assembly. NCBI's taxonomy places the organism in Eukaryota, Metazoa, Nematoda, Chromadorea, Rhabditida, Rhabditidae.